Messenger RNA from Ostrea edulis (European flat oyster), 2219 nucleotides. RefSeq lists its product as uncharacterized. The record is from RefSeq and is a predicted model, not a curated record. Bases 194 to 2152 code for a protein of 652 amino acids. NCBI's taxonomy places the organism in Eukaryota, Metazoa, Mollusca, Bivalvia, Ostreida, Ostreidae. The transcript is spliced from 2 exons.
AGUGCAGUUUAUAUAAAUGACAAUUUAAUUGAUGACCACGUCACGUCGCGCUGGAUUGGUAUAGAGGAUGGAUUCAUUAUUCCCAUCACAUCAGGGUUAUUGUAUAUAGAUAAUGAUAGCAUUAUUACACAUGGCGGGACCAAACGUUUGUUUGUCAUUCCACGCUUACUGCUGAGGAAAUCCAAAAGACGUUAUGUAUAGAGGCCUACACACAGGUAGUUAUCUUUGGUUUAUUUUGUCCAUCUGUUUAGCAGCAUCUUUGAAUGAGAGUCAAUCGCCGGAAGAAUGGACAGAGAUCAUAAAACAGUAUUCCUACAUCUGUGGCACUGACCAUAUCUGUGACAAAACUCUCCUAAACAUUACUACUUUGAAAGGCAAUACGUCGUGUCCAGACUGUAGCUGCAACAGCUUAUGUCGCAUAUAUGGAAACUGCUGCCCCGAUACUUCAUUUAACACAUGUGUGCAAACGUCGUACAUAUCAGAAAGGAAGGAUGAUGCAGAGCUGUACUAUAUGAAAAAUGAUUGUCCGAUACAUGCAGAUAAGCGACUUAUUGAUAAGUGCCAAACAACAAAUAAAAAUGAAAAUAUUCUAAAAAGAGUCCCGGUCACUUCGAAAUCAACCAAUAUGACAUACAGCAAUGUCUAUUGUGCAAGAUGUAACAGCGAUUCGGCAAUUAUUCCUUGGAUUAUCGAAACAAGCUGCAACAUGAGAAACAGUUUUUCCACUGUAGAAGAAUUGUGGGAAUAUAUAAAGAACAAGCAAUGUUCCCUCCGUUAUAUACCGUCAAAGGAUAUUCGCCAAAAUUUCAAAGUUCCUACAACAUGUGACUGGGACGUAAAUCUAGUCAGAGAGUGUAAUGUUACCGGGAUCGUCCCUUCAUUUCAUCCUUUCACUGAAAACGCUUGCAAGGCAUCAUAUCAACCGAUUGGAUUGUUCCAGAAUCCAUUUUGCUUGUUGUGUAAUAUUCAAAGUAAAGUAUUUGACCCACCAAUAUCCGGAUGCAAUUUUACAGGAAGGCUGAACUAUAUCGAAGAGGGUGUACGGAAUGCGUGUUUGAAUAACAGCGUGGAUAUUUUGCGGUACCCUUAUAAAAAUGAAUUCUGCGAAGAAUGCAAUUUGGUAAGGACAGAGAGCGGUGAUAUUAAACUGGAAGACGCCCUUUUGUCCAUUAAUUCAUACAACAGACUACAGAUGACCUCAGAUCAUCGCAACACUACAGACUACGUGUAUACAUCAGCAUUUACAGUACGUGCCGUAAAUUUCUCAUAUGAUCCUAUUGUCAAUAGUUUUGUAAAUAACAUUACAGAUAACAUGAUCAACAUUCCCCGGAACAUCUACAGCCACAUUACCUCUGAAGAUUUUGGCUGGUUCAUAAAGAGAAAAUGGUGCCGUAGAGCACUGAUAUAUUCAUAUGCAGAUUACGAUAGAUCAAAAUAUUUUUAUAGAGGUCGUCCGUGCUCGUGUUCCUCUACCUGCAAUACAACAGACAAUUGCUGCAGAGACCCAUCAGAUGACGCUAUUAUGAAGCAAGUGAGGAAGUGGGCAUGCACACAAACAUCUUUUCCUCGAUCUCCUACUUCCAAUAUAUACCCUUUCUUUAUGAUAAGUAAAUGCACUGAAAAUUACACGAACGAAAUGAUAAAGAGUUUUUGUGAGUCGGACUACAACGGACAUUAUCUGAGUCUCAUGCCAGUGACAGACAAUCGUACUUCAGUGACGUACAAAAACUAUUUCUGUUUCCUUUGUGUUACUCCAAAUGAUAUCUAUAUUCAAGAUCAAACCCAAAUAGUUCCGUGGACAAUUUCAAUGGACUGUCCCUAUAUCGUGAACUUUAGGAAUGAGCCUGACUUGCAAUCCAUCUUCCAAAAGGCUCUAUCCAGACGCUGUACGUUGAAUUUCUUGCCGAGUCUGUCUGAACCACCAAAGUGUAUGCUUCCAUUAACAAGCAGUUUGUAUUGUUCCCUCUGUGACAAUUGGGACACGACCGAUGAGCGCUCAAAUAUUAUAUAUACUGGUUUGAGUAAUUACCGUACAAUAUUUUCCUUGUUCGACAAUACAGAAGAGAUGGAUGCCGAAAAGAAAGAAACUGAAAGCCAACAGUGUCCAGUUGAUGAAAUAUUUGAUAACUUCCAGGUAGAAAUUAUUCUCUAAUAGUUUUGUAAUUCACUAUUCUAAUUUGUCUCAGAUUAAAAGAUUUCCUUUGGUUUUACCUAGAAAA